Ochotona princeps (American pika) is the source of this 1452-nucleotide messenger RNA. RefSeq names its product calcium activated nucleotidase 1 (gene CANT1). The transcript has 4 exons. Gene Ontology annotation, biological process: proteoglycan biosynthetic process. The record is from RefSeq and is a predicted model, not a curated record. NCBI's taxonomy places the organism in Eukaryota, Metazoa, Chordata, Mammalia, Lagomorpha, Ochotonidae. Gene Ontology annotation, molecular function: GDP phosphatase activity; calcium ion binding; UDP phosphatase activity. Bases 170 to 1375 code for a protein of 401 amino acids.
GAGGGAGGAGUCUCUCAGAGCCUGUUUAUUCUGCCACCUGCCACAUUUCCACUCCUGAAGGAAGCGGAGAAGGAGGCCGUGGUGGCUGUGUGAGGAGCCUCCCGCCGGCUGUGGGAGCCCUGUGGCAGGCUGGGAUACGCCCCAGAGGUCCCGUGGCUCGAGCACGCUGAUGCCCGUCCAGCCCGCAGAGCCCCUGCAAUGGAAUGAGUCUAUGCACCCCCUGCGGAUCAGUGUGGGGGGCCUUCCUGUGCUGUUGUCCAUGACCAAGGCUGCGGACCCCCGCUUCCGCCCACGCUGGAGGGUGAUUCUGCCAUCUGUCGUGGGCGCUGCCAUCCUCUGGCUGCUCUACUCCCACCGGCCUGGCCCAGGCAGGCCCCCCACCAGCAACGCACACAACUGGAGGCUCGACCAGGCCCCUGUAUCCCGCUACAAUGACACCUACCCCUUGUCGGCCCCGCAGAGGACGCCGGACGGGACUCGGUACCGCAUUGCGGUCAUUGCCGACCUGGACACAGAGUCAAGGGCCCAGGAGGAGAACACGUGGUUCAGUUACCUGAGGAAGGGGUACCUGACCUUGUCGGACAGCGGGGACAAGGUUGCCGUGGAGUGGGACAAAGAGCACAGGGUGCUGGUGUCUCACCUGGCAGAGAGGGGCCGGGGCAUGGAGCUCUCGGACCUGGUUGUCUUCAAUGGGAAGCUCUACUCCGUGGAUGACCGUACAGGGGUCAUCUACCACAUUGACGGUACCAAGGCUGUGCCUUGGGUGAUCCUGGCGGACGGCGAUGGCACCGUGGAGAAAGGCUUCAAGGCUGAGUGGCUGGCUGUGAAGGACGAACAUCUUUACGUGGGUGGGCUGGGCAAGGAGUGGACCACAACCACUGGGGAGGUGCUGAACGAGAACCCCGAGUGGGUGAAGGUUGUGGGCCCCAAGGGCAGUGUGGAGCACGAGAACUGGGUGGCCAGCUACAGCGCUCUCAGAGCUGCCGCCGGGAUCCGACCGCCAGGCUACCUCCUUCACGAGUCGGCCUGCUGGAGCGACACGUUGCACCGCUGGCUCUUCCUGCCACGCCGGGCCAGCCACGAGCGCUACAGCGAGAAGGCCGACGAACUCAGGGGCACCAACCUCCUGCUCAGCGCCACCUCUGACUUCAGCGACGUGGCCGUUAGCCAUGUGGGGGACGUGGUCCCCACGCACGGCUUCUCGUCCUUCAAGUUCAUCCCGAACACCGACGACCAGAUCAUCGUGGCGCUCAAGUCCGAGGAGGACAGCGGCAGAGUGGCCACCUACAUCAUGGCCUUCACGCUGGACGGGCGCCUCUUGCUGCCCGAGACCAAGAUCGGCAGCGUCAAGUACGAAGGCAUAGAAUUCAUCUGAGGGGCGCCAGGCCCGGGUGGCCGCGUGGUGGCCAGGGCGGCCAGGCUCGCUGGAAUCUAUAAACACGGACAACCCAC